UGUCUGAAGCUGAGUUUGAAGCCUCCAGCAUGGUUGGAGUUAAUUCCUAUUAGGCUGGACUCCGCCCCUAUCCUCUAAAGAGAAACUAGGGAUCAUGAGGAGCAGCCUGACCAUGGUGGGGACUCUCUGGGCCUUCUUGUCCCUUGUUACUGCUGUGGCCAGUUCUACCAGUUACUUCUUGCCUUAUUGGCUCUUUGGAUCACAGCUGGGUAAGCCAGUGUCUUUCAGCACAUUCCGGAGAUGCAACUACCCAGUGAGAGGAGAAGGGAACAGUCUGAUGAUGGUGGAAGAAUGUGGGCGCUAUUCCAGCUUCAGUGCCAUCCCAAGCCUGGCCUGGCAGAUGUGCACAGUGGUGACAGGUGCUGGCUGUGCACUGCUGCUUCUGGUAGCACUGGCUGCUGUCCUAGGCUGCUGCAUGGAGGAACUCAUCUCCAGAAUGAUGGGGCGGUGCAUGGGAGCAGCACAGUUUGUGGGAGGACUGCUGAUAAGCUCAGGCUGUGCCUUAUAUCCCUUAGGAUGGAAUAGCCCAGAGAUAAUGCAAACAUGUGGAAAUGCCUCCAAUCAAUUUCAGUUAGGUACCUGUCAGCUUGGCUGGGCCUAUUACUGUGCUGGAGGUGGAGCAGCUGCAGCUAUGUUGAUCUGUACUUGGCUCUCCUGCUUUGCUGGAAGAAACCCUAAGCCUAUCAUGUUGGUGGAGAGCAUCAUGAAGAACACCAAUUCUUAUGCCAUGGAGCUUGACCACUGCCUCAAACCUUGAGAUUUGAAAGAAGACUGAUUGGAGAGGGUGGGACAGGGAAGGGGAUGGAACCUGGAAAAGAGGUAUUAAAGCAAGAUUAGGCCAAUUUGUAUCUACUGUCCAAUAGAGCAGCCUAGUAUUUGCAUGCUUUUAAGUCAUCUGUCAUUUACCUUUGCUUUCUUAUAAACCAGUGGGUCAGUCACUAUUUACAAAAUUCACCUACAACAGUAAUUCUCUUGAACAUUUAGUCAACCAGUGAGUAGCCAAGGAUGCCCAAAUCUAAAUGUGCCCUUUUAUAAAAAAUAAG
Molecule: messenger RNA, 1043 nt
Organism: Octodon degus (degu)
Lineage: Eukaryota; Metazoa; Chordata; Mammalia; Rodentia; Octodontidae
Gene: Lhfpl1
Product: LHFPL tetraspan subfamily member 1
Exons: 4
Coding region: 95-757 (220 amino acids)
Cellular component (GO): membrane
Source: RefSeq, a predicted model, not a curated record